Molecule: messenger RNA, 1409 nt
Organism: Arabidopsis lyrata subsp. lyrata
Lineage: Eukaryota; Viridiplantae; Streptophyta; Magnoliopsida; Brassicales; Brassicaceae
Product: NDR1/HIN1-like protein 6
Exons: 1
Coding region: 397-1194 (265 amino acids)
Cellular component (GO): plasma membrane
Source: RefSeq, a predicted model, not a curated record
UUAUUAAUAAAUUGGUAUAUAAGAACAAGAUUAAGAUGAAUUGAUUAAACAUAGUUAUCACAUUUUCUCCCAAAAAAUGCUUAGCAAAUAACAACUGGAGUCUCGUGACUUAUAUGCACCGUUUACUCUACACGCGCUGUUGUGAUCGCGUCGUGUAAGCUCUAGUUCCGCGUUGAGCUGUCACUCUCUGUGUCGGUCCUCUUCGCUUCCUCUCUCCUUCUCCACUAAUUUUCACUAAUUAAUAAAACUAAUCAACCAUUAAAGAGAUGCUCAAAUCUCCACUGUAAUAAAUCAUAAUCUCUUGUAUAAAGAAGACACACAUCUCCUAAAUCUUACCCUUAUUAUUAUUCUCUCUAAUCAAGUCUUCUUCUUCUCUCUCAAUCUCAAUCUCCGAUUAUGACAGACGACAGAGUUUACCCUGCUUCAAAACCUCCCGCCAUCGUCGGCGGCGGAGGUGGCGCAACCACAAAUCCUACUUUUCCAGCGAACAAAGCUCAGCUCUACAACGCAAAUCGUCCCGCUUACCGUCCACCAGCUGGUCGUCGCCGUAGUAGCCAUAGCCGUGGAUGUUGCUGCCGUUGCUGUUGCUGGACGAUUUUCGUUAUCAUCCUCUUAAUCCUCAUCGCCGCCGCCGCAUCAGCCGUCGUUUACCUAAUCUACCGUCCUCAACGGCCGAGCUUCACCGUCUCUGAACUCAAAAUUUCCACUCUCAAUUUCACAUCCGCCACUCACCUCACUACCGCCAUUUCCCUCUCCGUCAUCGCCAGAAACCCUAACAAAAACGUCGGGUUCAGCUACGACGCCACCGACAUCACACUCUACAAAGUAUCCACCGGAGGAGAUGAUGAUGUAGUCAUCGGUAAAGGAACGAUCUCGUCGUUUGUUCACGGGAAGAAGAACACCACUACGCUUAGAUCUACGAUCGGAAGUCCUCCCGAAGAUCCCGAUGAGAUAUCGGCGGGUAAGCUUAAAGGAGAUCUGAAGGCGAAGAAAGCAGUAGCGAUUAAGAUUGUUUUGAAUUCCAAGGUGAAAGUGAAGAUGGGAUCUCUGAAAACUCCUAAGUCAGGAAUUAGGGUUACUUGUGAAGGGAUUAAAGUGGUGGCUCCGACGGGAAAGAAGGCGACGACGGCUACUACCUCCGCCGCUAAGUGUAAGGUUGAUCCAAGAUUUAAGAUCUGGAAAAUUACUUUCUAAAUAUAGAAAACAUAUAAUGGAAUCACAUUCUUAGUUUUCUUCUUUCUUCUUUUAACUUUUUUUUUUUUUUUUUUUUUUUUUUUUAUUAAUCCAUUUGUUUCAAUUUUCGUUUCGUUUUAAAUUUGAUUUCAUAUACAGUUCUUUGAUUCCUGUAAGACUUUAUUUUUUUGGUUUUAUGUAAAUGAAGAUAUAUUUGUGUUCGGUCUGGAAUUUCA